Molecule: messenger RNA, 2461 nt
Organism: Nyctereutes procyonoides (raccoon dog)
Lineage: Eukaryota; Metazoa; Chordata; Mammalia; Carnivora; Canidae
Gene: MS4A15
Product: membrane spanning 4-domains A15
Biological process (GO): cell surface receptor signaling pathway
Cellular component (GO): plasma membrane
Source: RefSeq, a predicted model, not a curated record
CAAAUCACACUACAGUGCUUUGGAUCAAGUUCAUGUGCAUUAUUCCAGUAUAAUUCAUGCCAAACCCUAUAAGAUUGGUAACAGUGUCAUUAUUCCCAUUUUAUAGGUAAGGAAACUGAGGCAAGGGGAGGUGACCAUCUUGUCCCAUGUCUUACAGUAGCAAGAGAGGCCAGGAUUCAAAUGCUGACUUCUGUCUCUGCAGCCUGCACUGAACCUGUUAAUGCCAAUGAUAGGGCUGACUUUUUAAUUUCAUUGUCUGAUCUGGCAGAUUCAUUCAUCAAUCUUCUGGGCCCUAGUAAACUCAUCAUCUGACAGCUGAGUGCUUUUCCCCAAAGUGUUUGCUUAGGCCAACCCCACACAGUGCUUCUAUAAUCCAUGUAUUUCUCAGCUACAUUAAUAGCAAUUGUUCGCGUGGCCAAAGAGAAAGCCUCCACAGCCAGAAAUGGCCCAGGGUCAUAACUGACACCAGCUCAUCAGCCGAGGCUGAGGGACAGGAAAUGGCAGGUGAGUUCCAAUCUAUGAGUAAAGAAGGUUGUGCUGCUUCAGCUCUGCCUCACACUAGCUGUGUGUUCUUGGGCAAGUCACUUGCCUUCUCUAGAGAAAGGAGGUAGUUUAAGUACAUGCUUCUCCUAAACGUCCUUUCCAUGUAAUAUAGCACAAAGAUUGAGAGGAGGGCUUCUGGGGUCAGAGAUGAGAAAUCAAGUCCUGGCCUUGCCUCACCUAGGGGCCCUUGAUUUAGGACAUCCUUCACUUCUCGGAGUGAAGUUCCCUCAACGACAAUUGAUAAUCAGAGAUUUUGGGGAUGUCCUCAGGGGCUGCAGUGAGCAGGCUUACGCAGGCUCCAUGCAAAUGCAUAAGUGUCAUCAUCAUCUCCCAAGCCUUUGUCUCCCAGGCCCUCCAAGCACCAUGUCUGCAGCUCCCGCCAGCAAUGCGGUGUUUGUCGUCAUCCCACCCAGCAAUGCCAGUGGCCUCCGCCCACCUCCGGCCAUCCUGCCCACCUCCAUGUGCCAGCCUCCUGGGGUUUUGCAGUUUGAGGAGCCACUGGGGGUACAGACACCAAGGGCCAUCCAGCUGCCUGAUCUACGGCCCAUGGAGAUGUUCCUGACUGGAGAGCCCAAAGCUUUAGGGACAGUGCAGAUCCUCAUCGGCCUCAUCCACCUGGGCUUGCAGCUCCUGGCCCGCCAUGGCCACGCAGGGAUGCUCUUCACUGAAGGCGGCGUCCCCUUCUGGGGAGGAGCCUGCUUUGUCAUCUCUGGGUCCCUCUCAGUGGCAGCAGAGAAGAGCCACACCAGCUGCUUGGUGAGGAGCAGCCUGGGGAUGAACGUUCUAAGCGCCCUGGGGGCCUUUGCGGGGACAGCCAUUCUGCUCUCGGACUUUGGUGUCACUAGCUGGGAUGCGGGCGGGGGCUCUCUGGCUGUGCUGACCGUCGUCACCACCCUGGAGUUCUUCACUGCGGUCAUCACCUACUUUGGGUGUCAAGCCACCCACGCUCAAGCAGCACGGUGACCCGUGAUUUUCCUGCCCAGCCUCUUGAGUACGGACUUCAGCAUCCCCAGCCCCGCAGCCUCUCCACCGCCUGCCUAUGACAAUGUGGCGUAUAUGCCUGAGGAGUCAUCGGAGUAGAGGCCUCCCCGCGGUUGGAAGCCAGCUUUCCUCCUGUGGGCCCAGCCUCUCCCCCCACCCCAUCCUCACUACUGUGGCGCCCGAGUGAAGCCUUCCCCAAAGACAUCCCCACACAUCUCCCUCGGUGGCUUCCUUUCUAAAAGAGCUAGUGGAUGUCAAGGAACCGUCCCCCAGCGUCCUGGGCCCCAUUCCCCUUCUAGGAAUGUCCCCAUGUGCUCCUCUGUAUUUCUCUCUGGUCAACAGGAGGCAGCCAAGGCCUCAUUGGCAGACAGGUUCAAUGGCUGCCCUCAAGCCUUGGGAAGACCAUUAAGCUCAGCAGCCCAGAAUCCUCCAGAAAGGAGUACUAAGUCCAAGCGCUGAGGCCACACAGCUAGCUGUGGCCUGACCUCUGGGUCUGCAGGCUCCAAGACCAGCUCUGUGCUUUGUCAUCUGCUGCUCAGUUUUCCUGGAAACCAAAGCAUUAACUAGAUGGCAUUUAAGGCCCUUCCAGUUCCCCAGGGAUCCCUGAAGUCCUGCUCUAAGUAAGGGAAUAUUCUGGAAAAGCUUGUUUUCCUUAUCUGUAAAGUGGAGUUGCUAUUGACUCCAGCACUGCUCACCUGCCAGGUUUGGGGAGGUUUCAGGGGAAGGCUAAAGCCAGCCCUCGGCACCCCAUCAGCAUCCACAGGUACACAGUCCUGGCGGUCCCUCCCUCUCUCACUCUCCCCCUCUGGGGAGCAGAGCUGCCUCUGAAGGUGACCACCCACGGGGCUGGGGCAAAGGAGACACAAUGUCAAAAGUCCUGGUGGAUGGUUCUUCUCCAUACUGUGGACGGAAAUAAACUGUGUGGCUUACAUUUUGA